AUGUCCCAGCCCCUCCCCAACGCCACGGGUGCGUCAGACGCCAACGGCGGCGGCAAGAUUGAGCCCACGGCAUACACCGACCCCGCGGCCGACGCCGUCCUGCGUUCGGCUUGUGGCCGCGACUUCCGCGUACAGAGCUACAUGCUCAAGGCCAACUCCACCAAGCUCCGCGAAGCGCUCUCGGCGUCGCCUUCGACGCCCGUCGAAGUCGCGGCCGAACGCAAGACGCUCAAGCUCGCCCUCGACUUGAUGCACCUCGUGCCCCUCCCUGCCUCGUACGUGUGGCACCAGCACGAGCGCCUGUUCGCCCUGUGCGACGAGCUCGGAUGCGACUCGGUCAUUGAGCGCGCCCUCGCCCUGUGCAUCGAGUGCGCGUCCCGCGACCCGUGGGGCAUGUUCGUCGCCGCCAGCCAGCGCUCCAACACGGCUCUCGCCAAGGCCGCCCUCAUGGCCCUCGCGUACGAGGACCCCACGGCCACGGUCGACUUUGGCUCGUCCGGUGCGCCCGACGGCGGCGACGCCUUCCCCCGCCGCCGCAACGGCUUCCCGCCCACCAUCAACGGCCACCACCACGCCCACUCGCCCGCGCCCACGCCCGCGCCCGCCCGCCGCGUGCCCAAGUCGGCCAAGGCCGUCGCCCCGCCCCCGCUCGCGGGCCUCAACCCGGCCAACUCGGGCAACAUCACCCUCCCCUUCAUGCUGGGCCUGUUCAACGCCGCCCUCGACGCCGCGAGCGACGGCUACGCCGUCACCUGGUCGGCCCUUGCCAACCGCUUCGAGCCCGUGUUUGAAGACGACGCCGCCGCCGGCAAGGUCGCGUCCAUCCCGCUCGGCCCCGCCGUCGAGAGCUUUGUUACCCCGUCCAAGAAGGCCGCAAAGCUCAAGGCCGCCCACGGCUCUGGCGGGCACCACUCGCACGCCGCGUCGCUCGCCUAA
This is a messenger RNA of Apiotrichum porosum, 936 nucleotides long. RefSeq lists its product as uncharacterized. The coding region runs from base 1 to 936 and encodes 311 amino acids. The transcript has 2 exons. Lineage: Eukaryota; Fungi; Basidiomycota; Tremellomycetes; Trichosporonales; Trichosporonaceae. The record is from RefSeq and is a predicted model, not a curated record.